Molecule: messenger RNA, 1635 nt
Organism: Dibothriocephalus latus
Lineage: Eukaryota; Metazoa; Platyhelminthes; Cestoda; Diphyllobothriidea; Diphyllobothriidae
Source: the annotation of a GenBank genome assembly
AUGAUGUCAAAAGAAAGUCGCACUGAAGAACGUGAAAUCUGGAGUCUAAUCACAAACCCUAUUAUUUCUCAUUCAAACGUGCUUUCUACCGGGCAAGAUCAGAGGGCAUCCGGCGACACAGGUGACCAGCAUUGUGCUGAAGGCAAGACUGCUAAUAUUUUCUCCGCAACGGAUCCUGAUAAUAUGAACGAAAAUGCUAGACAGUACAAUACUCACGGUUCGCCCGAACAUCCCGAUGAAAUUUUGGGGGGCUGCGAGGUUCUGGAACAAAAACUGUCAGCGAACGACAACGACCAGGAAAAACUAAAGGAAACCCAGGCGGCCUCAGAGUCGAACAAUGCCGCCUCAAUCAACCUCCCCAACGGAAAAUGUCUACUGACGAUGCGCCAAAACGACAUGAAGGACACCCAAGAAAAGUCCACGGCUGAUUCUUCAACCUACUCCACCUCCAUCUCCCCCUGCUCUGACUCUACUGAAAAAACUAUUCCCAAUUCUCCCGAACCCUCCAGUGCCGACAAGCAGCCCAUCGUCAAUGCUAUAGGGACUGUUAAUCUGUCUUCUGGCAUCACAAAACCCCAACAGCAGACCAGAAUGUUUAUACCGGAGUCUAAACAACAGGCAUUUAAGUCCUCAACUCUGGUUUAUCCAUCGGCCCCUCAGGCAUCCAAUCAGAAGGCGAGCCAACUCUCACCCGUCAACCAUUUCCACACAGAAGCCAACUAUGCCAGAGAGGAGCGAACGAAAAUUCCCAAAGAAAGGCGUCAACUUUCAAACCAGGAUGAAGCUAAUGCAUAUCUUCAACAGGCGGGACUUUCGCAUUUGGCACCUGACCCAACUUUUAAGCCAAGUACACCUACGCAGAUGAUGCUUCCGUUGAAUGCACCGUCAAACAGCUUCAGUAGUGGCUUACCUGGGAAUGGUAGUUACUUCUUCCCCGCCCACAGCCCUUCCUCAAUGACCGUCUCAAAUGGAAUCAUUCAACCUGCCUCAGCAGAUAGCUGCAGCAUCAGUGGACAGAGUGGUGAGCCUGUCAAUAAAACAAACCUUAUAGUCAACUAUUUGCCGCCCUACAUGACGCAGGACGAAGUGAAAGCUCUGUUUUCGAGUAUAGGUGAGGUGGAAUCCUGUAAACUCGUUCGAGAAAAGGCUUCCGGCGAAAGUUUAGGUUAUGCCUUUGUGAAGUUUGUGCGCGCUAACGACGCUGAAAAGGCCAUCAGAACACUCAAUGGGCUGCGAUUACAAAAUAAGACCAUCAAGGUGUCUCUUGCCAGACCCAGCUCCGAGUCCAUAAAAGGCGCCAACCUGUACAUAUGUGGUCUUCCUCGGAAGAUGACUCAGGCUGAGCUGGAGGAAUUAUUCUCUCAAUGUGGCAAAAUAAUCACAGCUCGGAUUCUUUAUGACAACAAGACUGGCCUAUCGCGUGGUGUGGCCUUCAUUCGAUUUGACCAAAGGCAUGAGGCCGAACUGGCGAUUCGGAGGUUAAAUGGGUAUCAGCCGCCAUCUGAUUAUCCAGGAGCAUCUCCACUCGAACCAAUAACAGUGAAGUUUGCCAACUCUCCAAACUCUAUUCGUCACGACAGUUUGAGCUUGGCUCUGUUGAAACAAGCCGCUCAGCUACAGUCGGUCGCGGCUUCG